CUCACCUCACUCGUGCAAAUGAGUAGACAUCAUCGCUCAUAAGCUAACGUGCGCCGUAGACGAAAUUGGCGCACAGACUCGCCGUGCUCGUCCCAUUCCCCCCGAUCCACCACCACAUAGAAAAGGAUCUGAAUAUAAGAUGGCCGUGCGAGCAACGGUAUCGCGUUUCCCGAUCGAUUCAGACGCUUUAGAGGCGUCAGGGCUCCCCUGGGGACUCACAGUAACGCCAUUCGCCUCCAAAGACGAGACCGGGAUCGGACCAGCGUACGGAUCCAACGGCCAUAUUCUUCCUCGCUGCGAAAACUGUUACGCUUACUUCAACACUUACUGUGAGCUCGAUCAGUGGGCCUGGACCUGCUCGCUUUGCGGCACUCUUAAUGGACUCCCUUCCGAUGCGAUCGCUCGUUACUCUUACCCUCACGACUCUAUCCCUGAAAUGAGUUCCUCCUUCGUUGAUCUCGAGCUGCCUCUGGAUGGAUCGGAGGAAGAGAUGACGCAAGCAAGGCCUGUGUACGUCGCAGCCAUUGAUCUCUCCUCUUCUGAGGAAUUUUUGGAGCUCACGAAAAGUGCAUUGCUAGCUGCUCUUGAAGCUCUGAGUCCAGGGUCUCUUUUCGGUCUUGCUACAUUCAGCCACAAAAUAGGACUGUAUGAUGUUCAAGGACCUAUACCAGUUGUAAAGAAUGUAUUUAUUCCACCUGAUGCGGAGAGCAAAUUACCUCUAGAACUUGAGGAUGCCAUGCCCUUGUUACAGUUUUUAGCUCCGGUAGAAACUUGCAAGGAUCGUAUUGCUGCCGCUCUUGAGACACUCAGACCAAUAACUUCUUGGGAGAGAUCAUCUGGAGCAGCUCAAGGGAUAGAUGGUGUGUUGAUGGGCGGUAGAGGAUUAGGUACAGCAAUGGAAGCUCUCUUCAACUAUCUAGGAUCUGAAUUUGGGAAUACAUUUGCAUUAGCUAGGGUGUUUGCGUUCAUAUCUGGUCCUCCUGAUUAUGGACGUGGGCAGCUGGAUACAAGUAGGUAUGGUGAACAAUACGCAAGUAAAAGGGUUGAUGCUGAUCGUGCUCUGCUUCCUGAGCAAACACCGUUCUACAAAGACUUAGCCACCAUUGCUGUCCAGUCAGGUGUAUGCGUAGACCUCUUUGCAGUUACGAACGAGUACACCGAUUUAGCAUCGUUAAAGUUCCUUAGCAUCGAAAGUGGCGGCUCGCUGUUUUUGUAUUCAAGCACUGAUGAUUCGACUCUUCCACAAGACAUGUUUCGGAUGCUUAACCGUCCGUAUGCUUUCAAUUGCGUCUUGAGAUUGAGGACGUCAACUGAAUUCAAACCUCUCCACUCUUAUGGUCACUUCUUUCCCGAUCCACAGUACGAGAAUCUUCAACAUAUCAUCUGCUGUGAUUCAUAUGCAACAUAUGCUUAUGACUUUGAUUUUGCAAAUAAUACUGGGUUUUCCAGGCAUUCUAGAGAGCCACCUGUGGUGCAAAUUGCAUUCCAGUACACAGUUGUUGUUCCUCCCGAGGGACUGCAAAAUUCUGAAUUGCCAUCUUCAAAUAGAGGCAAACACUUACUUCAGAGACGACUAAGGAUCAGAACCAUGCAAUUUGAAACUGCCCAAAACAUCAAUGAGAUUUACGACAGUGUAGAUCCUGAAGUUGUUCUCUCAUUGCUCGUUCACAAGGUUAUUUUAGUGUCUCUAGAGGAUGGAGUCCGAGAAGGUAGGGCAUUGCUUCAUGAUUGGCUAGUAAUCCUAACAGCACAAUACAACGAUGCCUAUAAUCUCGUCCAAUACAAAAACGGAAACAAGUCAAUGAGUUCUCAGAUUGACAUCACGUUUUCACAAUGUCCCCAACUUGAGCCUUUGCCUCGCUUAGUCUUUGCCCUACUCCGUAAUCCUCUCCUCCGGUUUCAUGAAGAAGGUGUUCAUCCUGAUUACAGAAUCUACUUGCAAUGCCUUUUCAGUGUGUUGGAACCGAGCUCUCUUCAUUGCGGGAUAUACCCAUCGCUAGUGUCGUAUUCAACACCGGAUAAACAGGCGUAUCCGCGUCAUUCAUUGAGCCGUGCAGCAUUGAUAACAAGUGGUAGUCCGAUAUUUUUCUUAGAUGCAUAUACCACUUUGAUAGUCUUCUACACAUCAGCAGCUGACCCGUCACUUCCUUUCCCUCCACCACAAGACUGCUUAUUGAGGAAGAACAUUAAUAUGGUGAAGCAAGGAAGGAGCAUCACACCAAAACUGAUGUUUAUUCGAGAAGGGAAAGACGAUGCUACGGCAUUUGAGAACUAUCUUAUUGAAGAACAAGACGUGGACGGUAGCGGUUUUGCUAGCGCCAGGGGUUUUGUUUCUUUCCUGGACGAUGUUUCGCAGAGUGUGGCUGAAUACAUGAAGUAAUUAGAGCAACAAACGAACUCUGUUACCUUUUUUUUUUAUACAUCCGAAAAAAUUCAAAUGUAUCCCAGCUUGAGUUUUUACUCUUUUGUUGUAACAUUUAACAUCCCAACAUUUUUAAAUUUUGUCGAGUCCCUUGGUCAAAUGGUU
Molecule: messenger RNA, 2527 nt
Organism: Brassica oleracea var. oleracea
Lineage: Eukaryota; Viridiplantae; Streptophyta; Magnoliopsida; Brassicales; Brassicaceae
Product: protein transport protein SEC24-like
Exons: 14
Coding region: 140-2380 (746 amino acids)
Biological process (GO): intracellular protein transport; endoplasmic reticulum to Golgi vesicle-mediated transport; COPII-coated vesicle cargo loading
Cellular component (GO): endoplasmic reticulum exit site; COPII vesicle coat
Molecular function (GO): SNARE binding; zinc ion binding
Source: RefSeq, a predicted model, not a curated record